AUGGAAGUAGACAAUCAAUUGAGACCGGCCUCUCUGGGCUGCCGCAAAAUUCAUGCGUGCCUCAGCCUUCUAGUACUUGCCGUGAGCUUUGGCUUAGGCCAAAGCAAGUUGAUGUCUGACCAGUCGAUUCCCGUAAUACUGGAAAGAAUUGGACAACUACCAGAACACACCGAGAGGAUCAAGCCAGCUGAAAAUGGUCUUUCCCUUUAUGAAGUUCAGUCAACUUCGCAGACCACGAGUCCCUUAACUCAAGAAGUAGGAAGAGAAGGAGAGGCCUUUCAGGCCCAGAACCCCACAGAAAACUUCAGCGUCAGUAAAGCCCAGUUCACUGCCCUCCUUCAUACCAUCAAGCAACAGGAAAAUCUUGAGGAAAAAGCCUGUUUGAAGCAAAUUGUUGGAUCACCAGAGGCAAUUUCCCUCAACCCUCCGGAAUUGUCAAUCGUAAAAUCUUCGGUGGAUCUGCACUUCGGAGCAUUUUGGAUGUGGGAUAAAGUUGCACGUAUUCUUCUCCAGAAUCGGGUGCCCCCGCCACUAGACGUUGGUGAUGUCGUGAAAGUGCUUGGAGUUGGCUCUACUGUCCUUCAACAAGAAGAAUAUACUGUUGCCGCUGUUCAUGGAACGGCGAUCGCAGUAGAGAAAGAUGGAGUGUAUUUAGACUUUCCACGUGACCGUCUAAUUCUCACGAUAGGAUCAAAGUAUAUUUCAAUAGCUGACUCGGUACUGCGGAAUGAGAUCAAGGACUUGAAUGAAGAUGAUCCUAGCAUAUUACAGGACAUGGAGGAGAUCUUCAAGAUUGCAGCAGUUAGAGAGGCAUUUCAAAAAACGCAGCAGACAGGAGACCCUCGACACCUGCAGAAUGCAAUGAAAGCCUCUGAAACUUUUCACUUCUUGUCUUUUGUGGACGCAAUGAGAGAGCUGCCUAGCAUUGAAGCCACUCCCCUUCAGAAACCAGGCAAAGGAAAAUAUAAGCCCGAUCCGGCAGAGACAGGCAGCAUUUACACUUCAGAGGCUGCUGUGCGCGAAUCAAUGCAGAUCUACUGCAGCGUUCGUUUUUCCAGCAAUGUUCGAUUCGUCUUCCGUCAUAAUUCCCCAGUGCGUGAAUAUCUGGAAGAGGAUGAGGAACGACUGGUCGCAGAUGAGUGA
Molecule: messenger RNA, 1143 nt
Organism: Eimeria necatrix
Lineage: Eukaryota; Apicomplexa; Conoidasida; Eucoccidiorida; Eimeriidae
Exons: 6
Coding region: 1-1143 (380 amino acids)
Source: RefSeq, a predicted model, not a curated record